AUGGAGCCAUUCCUGGGUACUUGGAAGUUGACGGAGAGUGAUGGCUACGACGAGCUGAUGCGGCGACUGGGAGUGAAUGCGGUAAUGGCCAAAAUCGGCAGCACCCUCAAACCCAAGUACAGCUUCACCGACUUGGGCGAUGGCAGGUACCAGAUCAGGAUGGACAGCACCAUGAAGAAAGCCGAGUUCACCUUCAAACUGGGCGAGGAGUGUGACGAGGUCACGCCUGACGACCGACAUGUCAAGUCAACCGUCACGGUGGAGGACGGCGUCAUGAAACAGGUCCAGGUUGGCAAGCCACGAAGCACACUCGUGGAAAGGGUCGUCGAAGGCAACACCAUGACUGUGACUGUCAAACUGGACGACUUUGUGUGCAAGCGAAAGUACACCAAGUGCUAG
Molecule: messenger RNA, 399 nt
Organism: Mesocestoides corti
Lineage: Eukaryota; Metazoa; Platyhelminthes; Cestoda; Cyclophyllidea; Mesocestoididae
Source: the annotation of a GenBank genome assembly